AUUUCUCUGUGUGGAUUCCAGUUCUAAAAGUUCGAAGCUUGGAAUUGAAAAAGCACGGACCAGAGAGUUGCAGAAGAACAACAGGGUUGACAGAGUUGAGCAGAGAGAGAAGAUGAAGAAGGCGCAAUUGGGUUUACCAGCGGGGUUCAGGUUCCACCCCACGGACGAGGAGUUGGUGAACCAUUACUUGAUCCGCAAGUGCGCUUCUCACCCCGUCUCCGCCCCCAUCAUUGCCGAGAUCGAUCUCUACAAGUUCGACCCUUGGGACCUUCCAGAAAUGGCUCUCUACGGUGAAAAAGAAUGGUACUUUUUCUCUCCGAGGGACCGCAAGUACCCAAACGGGUCACGGCCGAACCGGGCAGCUGGAAAUGGGUAUUGGAAGGCGACCGGGGCGGAUAAGCCAAUCGGCCGCCCGAAGACGCUUGGCAUAAAAAAGGCGCUAGUGUUUUACGCCGGGAAAGCUCCGAGAGGAGUGAAGACCAAUUGGAUCAUGCACGAGUAUCGCCUUGCCAAUGUCGAUCGAUCUGCCGCCAAGAAGAAGAACAAUUGGAGGCUUGAUGAUUGGGUUCUAUGCCGGAUAUACAACAAGAAGGGCACCAUAGAGAAGCAUUUCCCCUCCACGCAAAAUAAACAGGCAGAGUUCCCAGAAAUGGAGACAAAGCCGCAGAUUGUUAUGCCGGUGGCGCUGAAUCCAUACACACCUCCCCAAUACGGGCAUUCGCCAAUGACUACAGAUCACAUGUACAUAGACUCGUCGGAGUCGAUGCCAAGGCUGCACACGGAUUCUAGCUGCUCGGAGCACGUGUUGUCUCCGGACUUGUCGUGCGAGAAGGAAGUGCAGAGCGAGGCGAAAUGGGACGAUUUGGAGAAGGCCCUCGAUUUCCAGUUCAGUUCAAUGGAUAACUUCUUGGACGACGUGUUCGUGCAAGGACAAUUCCAGUUGGAUCAGUUCUCGCCUCUUCAGGAUAUGUCCAUGUACUUGCGGAAGCCAUUUUGAGCGAGUCCGUGGAGAAAACAGAAGUGGGUUUUCCUUUAUGGCGACUAGAGAGUCAGUCCUAGGAUUUUACUCGGUUUUGCCAGAGGGAGAAGCAAGUUUUCGGGUGCAUCCGGCAGCGCAGUGAAAACAAUUUGGGCGGCCCUUAAUUGGCUGAGCUACGGACACGGUGGAAGGGCCGCGAUCUGGGCGGUCUGUGGUGGUCGGUUUAGAUAGUGUUUAGAAAUUGCAUUCCCUACAGUCAUGUCCUGUAAAUACCUGAUGAGUCUCUAGGAAAUCGUUUGCUGUAAGAUCGUAGCAAAAUUGUUUCAAUACUUUAUAUAGUGAAGGUUAUUU
Rhodamnia argentea is the source of this 1330-nucleotide messenger RNA. Its product is annotated as NAC domain-containing protein 2-like. The record is from RefSeq and is a predicted model, not a curated record. Lineage: Eukaryota; Viridiplantae; Streptophyta; Magnoliopsida; Myrtales; Myrtaceae. The transcript is spliced from 3 exons. Gene Ontology annotation, molecular function: DNA binding. The coding region runs from base 113 to 997 and encodes 294 amino acids. Gene Ontology annotation, biological process: regulation of DNA-templated transcription.